AUGGGGGCUGCUGCUGGGCUGCUGCAGCAAGCGCAGCAGCAACUGCGUCGUGGAGCAUCGAAUGGCAGCACAGCUCUAGCUGUUGCUGCUGCUGCUGCUGCUGCAUUUGAACAGCACAAUGCAGCAGCAGCAGCAGCAGCAGCAGCAGCAACAGCAGCAGAAGCAGCAGAAGCAGAAGGUGACAGCUUCGUCAUCUCAUGGGGCUCGGCCCAUCCUUCAGAGGAUGCAGAAGCGCUGCAGCUUCAGCAGCAGCAGCAGCAGCGCGAGCAGCAGCAGCAGCAACAGCAGCAGCAGCUGCUGCGGCAAGCACAACCGCGUGGAGUGGCGCAGCAGCUGCAGCAGAUUCAGCAGCACAGGGCGGUGAUGCUGCAGCAGGCAUUAGGGAUUCAAGGGCAGGAGAAGCAGCAGCAGAAUGACCAGCAGCAGCAACUGCAGCAACUGCAGCAGCAGCAGCAGCAGCAGCAGCAGCAAGAGCCUUUUAAGCAGCAUGCAGUUGGGGGCUCGUUUAGCAAGAGCAGCACAAGCAGCAACAUGCCAGGGGACAGCUGCAGCAGCAGCAGCUUCACCAGCAGAAACAGCCUCAGCAGCAGCAGCAGCUUCAGCAGCAGCAGCAGCAACAGCAACAGCGACGAUGCCGUUGGAGUCAUAAGUCCGCUCGCAGCUGCUGCAGGCAGCUCGUGGCAGCAGCAGGAGCAGCAGCAGCAGCAGCAGCAGCAGGCUUUGCAGCAGCAGGAGGAGCAAGAGCAGCAACGGCAGCAGCAGAAUAAGCUGCAGCAGCAGCAACUGCAGCAGCAAGGGAAAACACAGCAGCUAGAGGCCGAAGCAAACUAUCUGUCUGCUGCAGUGACACCCGGAACAACUGAGGGGCAGACGAAGCAGCAGCAGCUGCAGCAGCUGCAGCAGCUGCAGCAGCAGCAGAUGCUACAGCAGCAGCCGCAGCAGUGGCGGCAGCUUUUGAUGGGUGAGAAGCCGCAGCAGCAAAUCCAGCAGCAGCAGCAGCAGCAGCAGCAGCAGCAGGAUAUGCAUCUUCAACAACCCCAGCUAGGUGGCGAGCAGCUCAGAUUGCUCCAGCAGCAGCAGCAGCAGCAGCGGCAGCAGCAACAGCAGCAGCAACAGGGCUUCAGCGUUGCGCAGCUCCAGCAACACACAACCCAACAGCAGCCACCGCAGCAGACAUCCGGCCAGCAGCAGCAGCACGGGGAACAGCAGCAGCAGCAGCAGCAGGAGCGGCAGCAGGAAGCCUGCGAUGAGCGCCAGCUGCAGCAGGCGCUGUUGCAGGACGCUGCAUUUGCUGCAGAGCGGCAGCAAUCCUUUUGGCCUACCCAGCAGCAGCAGCAGCAGCAGCUGCAGCAGCAGCAGCAGCAGCUGCAGCAGCAGCAGCAGCAGCAGCAGCAGCAGCAGCAGCAGCAGCAGCAGCAGCAGCAAGAGGUGCAGCCACUGAGUCUUCUCCUGAGCAGCGUGCGUUCUUCGCCUCCUUGGAGCAGCUUCAUUGACGCAGCAAUUAAGAGGGUUUCUGCUGCCUCGUCAGCAGCACCGCAUCAGACUGGAGACGCACAAGAGGGCAACGAGCAGCAGCUGCUCUCUUUGCUGCUGCCGCAUCAGACUGGAGACGCACAAGAGGGCAACGAGCAGCAGCUGCUCUCUUUGCUGGCACCGCAUCAGACUGGAGACGCACAAGAGGGCAACGAGCAGCAGCUGCUCUCUUUGCUGCUGCAGCAGAAGGCGGUGUCUUCGGAGCAGCAAAACCCAAAGUCUUUCAUCGAAGCUCUCCGCCGCCUGUGA
Messenger RNA from Eimeria mitis, 1782 nucleotides. RefSeq lists its product as uncharacterized. The record is from RefSeq and is a predicted model, not a curated record. The transcript is spliced from 3 exons. Bases 1 to 1782 code for a protein of 593 amino acids. Lineage: Eukaryota; Apicomplexa; Conoidasida; Eucoccidiorida; Eimeriidae.